Linnemannia hyalina is the source of this 2289-nucleotide messenger RNA. NCBI's taxonomy places the organism in Eukaryota, Fungi, Mortierellomycota, Mortierellomycetes, Mortierellales, Mortierellaceae. The record is from the annotation of a GenBank genome assembly.
AUGGAGACCUCAGGCGGCUUCAUGCAGUCGGUCAUGGCCGUAAUUCACAACUUGAUGGCUCCAAAAAUUAUUCGCCGCUACUUUCUCGUUCUCCUCAUCUUCACUAUUGGAAGUGUCGUCUUGUUCACCUUCAGCCACUCCUUAAGUAUACGUCUUGGCUCCUCUUUUUCCUCGUCAGAGUACUUUGGACUCGACAGCAAAGAUAAACCGAUUAUUGCGCAGAACAAUCGGUGGGGAGGACAGACGGUUGCGAGGGAUAUUGAGCUCCCCGAGGCGACUUGGACCUGUACGGACGAUGACCUGAGUGAGCAGGAAAAGGAGACAACGACAAAUCGACGAUCUCGGCAGUGCGUUGUUCAACACCUCUGUGUUGACAGACAAGGCGCAUUUAUUCGCAGCAACGGUAUCUUGCCCCGAAAGAACCUGCCCAAGGUCAACCUGAUGUCCUCGGAUACAGACUCUGACUUAUUUUGGCAGCCAAGGCUACAACGUUCUUGGAGGAAGGUUAUCCGUGCCCACUAUGUUGACGAGACGGUCUUUGUUCACGGAUUGUACUCGCCACAUCACUUUUCGCAUUGGCUUUACAACGGGAUGAUUCCUCUUUACAGCACAAUGAAGCGAUUUGGAGGCACAAAGAAUUCAUGGACUUUCCGCGCUGGAGGAUUUUACUACGACCCUCUUGACCGUUUGGGCGCCUGGGAGAUGGAUCACUUUUUCGAGACUGGCAAGGAACUCGUUCUUGCCCAAAGCGAGUUGACAACGCCGUUCCAGACUCUUCCUCCUGAGGACACCCCCAUCUGCUUCCGGAGGGCCGUUAUUGGACUGGGCUCGCAGUGCGGAUUGGUCUAUUGCGAGAACAACACCCCUACAGAGAUCUACCAGUCAUUUCAGGAAGAGAUCGCGGAGUACUACUGGUCGACGCCGCUGACUUGGGAGAGUCAUGUCAAGAGUGCGCAAGAGUCGAUCAACAGAUCACAGGAGAAGGAGCAGACUCAGAAAUACGAGCAGGAUAACAAAGAGGCCCAAGAGCAGGAGGUGGAGAAAAAGAAAGCCGCAAAGUCGCAGCUGACAUGUCUGGAUCUGGCCAGGUACUACAAUUUUGAGUCAGCUGGACCCAACCACGGUGUCGAGAACGGAGAGGUCAAGAGCAGAGUUGGACAGAUGCACCCCGACAUCGUUGACCCUGCAGAGACUUACCAGAACCUAUUUGUCGAGGGCAAGGAGGGCGAGGCGGCCAAGGAGAGCAAACGCAAGUUGGUGGUGGGCAUUAUCCAGCGUGAAGGAUCCAGACGUCUUGUCAACGACGAAGAGUUGAUCCAGGGUCUUGUCCAAGCUGGCUUCCGUGUCAAGUGGAUAACCUUUGAUCAUGGAUGCGGGAUUGCCGAGACGGCCUACUUGCUCCGGGAUAUCAAUGUUCUGAUCUCGCCUCAUGGAAACGCCCUCGGAACGUCGAUCUUUAUGCCCAGCCACGAACCCGUGCCGACCGUUAUCAGUGUCGACACCACGCGGUACAAGGAGAGGUGGUUCGAGUUCACGACCAGUGCGAUUGGACAGAGAUUUUUCCAGACCGUCUGUGGGCCGACCAACUAUGUGGACGAGGUCUCUCGAGAGCACUGCCCAUACGUCAAGGACCUCAAAGGCGCGUGGAGUAUCAUGAGCUAUCACAGCCUCGUCCUUGGUUUGCCGGAUUCGAUGGUCAAGACGGACAAGCAGAGAGAGUCCAUGUCUGGCGUUGAGCGCAACAAGUUGCGAGACGCGAGCCGGAAGUAUGUCAAGAACAACCCUGCAGCCCAGAAACUUGCCGAGCAGGAAAUGGACAUCCUCAUUAGACCCGAGAUGCCCGUGUCGAUUAUCCAAAAGUACGGCGAUCUCGCCAGAGAUUUUGUGAGCGCCUACUGGAAAAGCUCUCCUCGCUAUGUGGAUGUUCCCCGGAUGGUCAAGUUUGUGCAGUCGCUGCAACGGGAUCUGGAACAGGAGAAUAUCAAGGAAUCUGCCGCUACCCCCGAUAAUACUACUACCACCGCCAUCCAGCAGCAGAGCGGGAGCAUCGGCGCUGCACAAAAGUCAUACGGGCAAUUCGUCGAGUACGUGCGCAAGGGUCAGGCAUGCGGACCUGACGACUGCGAGAGAAUUUUGGAGCGGAACGUGGCGAACGAGAAGACGAGUGCAUUCGGAAAGCAUUCGGUCGACGAUACCUCGAAAUGGGGACAACCCACAAACGAAAGCCAGGCGUUGAGGGCUGGGUUGACUACUGAGGUUCUGCAACGGACGUGGCAGAUUGAAGCUUAG